Messenger RNA from Perkinsus marinus ATCC 50983, 3318 nucleotides. RefSeq lists its product as hypothetical. NCBI's taxonomy places the organism in Eukaryota, Perkinsozoa, Perkinsida, Perkinsidae. The transcript is spliced from 26 exons. Gene Ontology annotation, molecular function: ATP binding; protein kinase activity. Gene Ontology annotation, biological process: protein phosphorylation. The coding region runs from base 1 to 3318 and encodes 1105 amino acids. The record is from RefSeq and is a predicted model, not a curated record.
AUGGGAGGCAUUCGGAGAGUUGGCACUACCGUCGUGAUGAUGUCACAAGUACCGGAAGACCGGCAGGGCAGGGCCAAGAGCCCCUCCUUGGCCCGGUUGGAGUCUAUUGCGAAGAAGCACCCUGAGAACCCUCUGAAGUCCUUGCAAAGAAGUGGCAAAGGCGUGGUACCAAAGUCUGCUGGAAAUGACCGUAGUCUGACGAACUUAUUCACUCACGCCCAACGGAGAGUAGCGGCAGCCAUUGCACAUAGAGGCCGGGCUACCCAACAGAAGUCCAGCAGUGGGAGGAGCAUGUCCUCCCGUCCCCUCACUGCUAGCAUGCCUAAUGUCAAUACAGCAUCCCCUAGUCUUCCCCGGGCAGUUGACCUAGCUAUGACUGGCCCGGCCUCCUCCCGAGCGGUGGUGGAAGAGUCGCGAGCAGCUGAACUAUGCCAGCUGCCGCCUCUCCCCACUGCCCUGCCCAAGGUCCUACCGUCAAGCGUGAGUCGUGGUGAGGGUAGAGUACCUGCCUUGGACCUGGCCAAGGCUGGGCCUAUCUCCACGCUGCCUCUGGCUAACAGUGCGUGUCACUCGAAUAGGGUUCUCCCUACUGGAGGGACGCUGACCAGGUCCUCGAGACGACUGCACCUUCGGAAGUCUUGCCGAGCAUCUGCUGGCCAACCGACGUGCUCCUCUACUGCGACGCGAGAUCGGUCCACUAGGGCGAACACCCCCUCUUCCCAGCGGGCCUCGUUGAGCAUUCACGGAAUCAUCGGUGAAGAAGGCCUGCCAUCGGCACUAUUGCCCAGCACUACGAGCAGGGACCCAAGGAGAGAGUUAAAGGAGGAGGCGCAACUCGUCGGGGAGCUGGCCUUCCUCGGGGACCUCAGCUGCCUCGCUAAGCUCCAUCACCAGAGGGAAUUGUUCGCUCAAGUCGACAGAGAGCUGUACCGGAUGGAUGAGCCCUCCUUUACCCCACAAGGGGAGUCCUUGGCCUCUCCAAGGCAGCGUCGACUUGGCCCCUGUGAGGUCCGCCGGCCCAGCGAGUGGGGGGAGGUAGAGGUCAAGGAGCUCCUCAAGGCCUUCCACGUUGAGGUGAGGAGGCAGAAUGAGGUCCAAGCAGUGGCGGAGCUACGGGCGGGGUCGAUGGACAGCCUGAGCCCUAUGCAGUCGAUGAGGACCCCUCGCCCUGCCGACCUCUACCGCUGGAGGCGGCUUGUAAUAGCCCUAUCGUGGAUCGCCUCUGCCCUACUAGAGUGCUCUGAUGAUGCUAUCAUGGCUGAGGGCAUCCUAACGACCCUACUGGACCUCCCAGUCGUUGCUUCCCAGCCGGUCACUGGGACUACCCCGACAGAGUCGGCCACUCCCUUCUAUGCCCUCCUGACCCCGGUCAUAGCGGCUGCCUUCUUCCCCGAGACUGUGGAGGAUUCCGGUAUGUGGGUCCAUCCGGAGAUAGAGGACAGGAGGCUAGCCCUGGACCGGCUGAGGCUGCUAAAGGUCGUCUCGGCACUACUCAACAUCAUCCGGAGGGCCCUAGGGUCGGCUACCCAGGAUACCCCACCAGCGACGGUGUACGUACCAAUGGCUGGGCGUCUGUCCUCAGCUUGGGUAGCCAUCACCGAGCAUGUUGCCCCAGUGGUCAUGGGGUCCUGGGCUGCCUCCCUCUUCGCCCAUGGGACCGGCAUCAUCCCUAGGUUCCUGGUCUCCCGUAGCUCCUCAUGUCAGCUGGAGGGCUCGGCCGUGGAGGUGCUGCUAGAGCUAAGGCUGGCAGAAGCCGAGGCCGCCCUCUUCUCGAUACCAGCGGACCUCAAUGGCUUCCUCUUGGACCCUCACGUUGGGUGCCACCAACAGGGCGAGGGGAGCUCGGCAGCAGUGGGAGCUGUUGAGGACUCCCUGGCUGUGGCCCAUCUAGGGGUGCUGGCGUCCGUGGCUCGGGGCCGUAGUACAGCUGCGAGGCCCUUCCACACAAGGGUGUGCGGCCCUCCUAGGCUCCAUGCCCGCAGAGGAAUGUCGGCUGAACCCCUGCCUCCCCCAGUGUCCUACCCCGAGUGCCAAGAUGCGGCCCAUGAGGGGAGUUUGCCGCCUUCUGUCCAAGGGCCCGGUGGCCUCGGCAUCGACCCGACCCCUCCUGAAUACGCACUAGGCGGCCCUGAUACCCCUGUGGAGCCGCCUGGGGAGGUGAUCAUCUGGCGGGUCCGCAUUGGUAGUACUGAGGAUCAGAUACCGGUCUCCAGCAUGGUUGAUGGCCCCUAUGAGGAUGGACCAUCCAGUAGGCUGUCACCAGAGCUGUUCUACGACUGUGGUCGGAGGUGUAGGAGGCUCUACCGCUCGGAGGAACUACAGGAGGGCAUACUACGGCUACUGCUGCUGCUACUGUUGUCGGCGACGAGGGGCACUCUGGACUGCCGCUACUGUGACCAGUUCCCAGCGUUGAAUCGCAAGGUCAAUGUCCUGUUCAUCCUGGGGGUCCACCUUAGUCAUCCAGCUAACUUUGGGGCCUUGGGCCGACUGCAACACCACGAAGGUAUGCACUCACUACGGCACAGCCCUUGUCCCCACGGUGGGAUCUUCCGCCUUCUGAAACUGUUGGCUCCUGGAAAUUUCCCUCAAUGGAUCUACGCUGAUAUGAAAGUCGUCGGUGGUGGGGCCUUCGGGACGGUCUUCCGCUGCGAGACGGUCCUCCAGCGUGAGGCCGCCGCUGCUGCCGCCGAUUAUGAUGAUGAUGACGACACUGAAGUGGUCGCAGUGAAAUUGGUUAACCGCAACCCGAACAUUAGAGAUAGGUGUGUGCUCUACGAUGUCUACAAUGAAGUGACGUGCCUGGAGGAGGGGCGUUUUGAUGAUUACAUGACGGAGAUCUACGACUACGGUUUCGAUGGUUCCUCUUACUGGAUCGUCAUGCGAUUCUACAGCAUGACGUUGACGAAGUGGCGGGCACGCUUGGGCCAGCCCUUGGAGGACCAUCUUUUGGACCUCUUGGAAACCUAUCGUAAAAUCCUCACUGCAGUCGGCAAGCUCCAUCGAGACGGCUUGGUCCACUACGACCUCAAAUGUGACAACAUUAUGGUCCUGGACCACGGCUCCGCUCGUGCCAGCGACAUUUCUGUAGUGCUGGCUGACUUCGGGGAGAGUCGGGUACUCGAGGGACCACAAAACGCCGAUCUAUGUGUCCGCAACCGUGGAACGGAGUUUGUAAAGCCGCCCGAGAUGCUCACCAUCGAGCGGGCCCUUCGUCGAGACGACGCGGCCUUCGAUCGGCGUAAAAGUGUUGGUACCACUACGGCCAGCGACGUUUGGAGUGUUGGCUGCAUGCUCUACGAACUCAUCACUGGUAGUUAG